AUGGCUCCAUUCAUUGGUAAUGUGCCCGAAGAGAGCUCGGAGGCUUAUCCCGACAUCUCUAUUGCCAUUGACCGUGGCGGCACUUUCUGCGAUGUCAUCGCUAAGAUUGAAGGCCGGGAAAAUAUCAUCUUGAAGCUUCUCUCGGAAGACCCGAAUAAUUACCCUGAUGCGCCGACCGAAGCGAUACGCAGAGUCCUGGAAAUUGCCGAAGGUCGUCAUAUCCCUAUUGGCGAGAAGCUUGAUGGAUCUAGAAUUGGUAUGAUUCCAAGAAUCGGCACCACCGUUGCGACGAAUGCCCUUUUGGAACAUAAGGGUGAGAAGUUCGCCUUCGUGACAACCAAGGGUUUCAAAGAUAUUUGUGUGAUCAAUGAUCAAACACGCCCUAAGCUAUUUGCUCUAAGAGUUGAAAAAGCCAAGGCUCUACACGACAAGGUCAUCGAAAUCGACGAGCGCAUCACUGUCGAAGAUUACGACCUUAAUCCGUUUCCUGUGGACAAGAAAGCCGCCAUUACUGAUCCAGAUCUUGUUCGCACUCAAAGUGGAGAAAUCGUCCGGAUUCUCAAGAAAGUCAAUGUUGAUGAAGUCCGCACACAGCUUCAGGCUUUGAGAGAUGAAGGAUACACCUCAAUCGCCAUUGCCCUAAUCCACUCUUAUCUGUAUCCAGACCACGAGAACCUCGUUGCGUCUUUAGCCAAAGCGGUUGGCUUCCAAUACAUCACCACGUCGUACGAAACAAGCCCAGUCGUGAAGUACCUUCGAAGAAGCACUUCCGUAUGCUCGGAAGCCUACCUAUACCCGGUCAUCCGGAGAUACGUAGAAAACUUCGAGAGUGGGUUCAAGAAACUGCCCCAGCGUGUCGAGUUCAUGUGCUCAGACGGUGGUCUCAAACAGGCCCAAAAGUUCCGCGGUAACGAGGCUUUGCUCAGUGGUCCGGCAGGCGGUGUCGUCGGCAUUGCUAAGGCAUGUUUCGAUGAGGAGGAACCUACGGCACUGAUCGGAUUUGACAUGGGCGGCACGAGCACUGAUGUCUCUCGAUUUGAUGGCAAAUACGACUAUCUUUCUGAGUCCCGCAUUGCGGAUCGCUCGAUCACUGUGCCCAUGCUUAAUAUUCAGACCGUUGCUGCUGGAGGCGGCUCGAUCCUGUUCGCAAGGAAUGGACUGCUGGUAGUCGGUCCUGAAAGCGCCGGAGCUUACCCCGGACCAGCGAGUUACAGAAAUGGGGGUCCUCUCACUGUCACAGAUGCCAAUUUGUUCCUUGGACGUCUUGAUCUUUCUUCAUUCCCCGCAAUCUUCGGGAAGAACGCCGAUGAACCUCUCGAUGUUGAAGUUGUCAAGCAAAAGUUCAAGGAAAUUACAGAAGAGUUCAAUGCCCAGACCUCCCAAGCCCUGACUCCUGAAGAGGUUGCUGCUGGCUUUUUGAACAUUGCCAAUGAAACGAUGAGCAGACCAAUCCGAAACGCUACCGAGGCAAGAGGAUAUGCUCCGGAGAAGCACAACCUUGUUAGUUUUGGUGGAGCUGGCGGUCAACAUGCAUGCUCUAUCGCAGAUAAACUCGGAAUUAAUCGCAUCAUCAUCCACAAGUGGUCGUCCCUGUUGUCAGCCUACGGCAUCUCUCAGUCUCAACUUCAAUUUGACACAUCCGAGCCCUACGCCGGCAACUUCACGAUGGAAGAGCUGCCUCGUAUACGGGAGCGUAUGGCGAGCCUCAAGCAAAAGGUUCGCGAUGAGCUCAUUGCACAAGGAGCCAACGAAAUAUCACUGCAAUUUGAUGAGUCUCUUAGCCUGCGGUACUUUGGUACCGACACAACUCUGGCGAUAUCAAAGCCAGUAGAUGAGGAUUACGGAGCAGCUUUCAUUGCAGAACAUCUGCGCGAGUUCGCCUUUGUUCUUGGACGAACUAUUGUGAUCGAUUCCGUACAAGUCCGUGGUACGGGAAGUGCCGGUGUUGUAACCAAGAGCAUAGCCCCAACCAAGGAGUUAGGUCGCGUCAAGUCCAAGCCAGUAUCAGCCCCCUCUGCAGAGCAACAAAGGCUGUAUGUGGACGGAGCAUGGAGGGAUUCAAACAUCUAUCAUUUAGCAGAUGUUCCUAAAGAAACUAUUGUCGAUGGACCGGCUCUUAUUCUCGACGCAACCCAAACAAUUCUAGUCCAACCGCAUUUCCGUGCGUACAUAUUAUCCAACCAUGUCAUUAUCGAGAAAUUCAACACCUCACUCGUCCAGAAGGCUGUCUCGGCAGAUGAGUUCAGCCACAUCCAAUUAUCAGUCUUCGCACAUCGUAUUAGAGAAAGACUUGAUUUCUCAUGUGCGAUCUUCUCGCCGGACGGACAGCUCGUGGCUAAUGCACCUCAUAUCCCUAUUCACUUAGGAAGCAUGCAGAUGGCUAUCCAGUCACAACACAGGCACUGGCUUGGUAAGCUGCAACCUGGUGAUGUGGUCAUGACAAACCAUCCAGAGUGGGGUGGCACUCACUUGCCUGACAUUACCGUGGUCACGCCGGUAUUUGUCAACAAUCAAAUUGCAUUUUAUACGGCUAGCAGAGGUCAUCAUACUGACAUCGGCGGAAAGGGCAUCACUUCAAUGAUGCCAGAUUCUAAGGAACUAUGGGAGGAAGGCCUCAAUGUCAAGACAAUGAAGAUCGUCAGUGGAGGCGAGUUUCUCGAGAAAGAAGUGCGCGAAGCUUUUGCGCUCGCUGGGAGUUUCCCGGGUUGCAGUCCCACCCGCCGAAUCCAGGACAACAUUUCCGACCUCAAGGCCCAGAUCUCAGCCAACCAGCGUGGUAUCCUUCUACUGCAGAAACUUUGUGAUGAGUUCACUCUCCCCGUCGUACAUCGAUACAUGGCUGGCAUCCAGGCAAAUGCCGAGGUGGCCGUCCGUAAAUACCUAAAACAAAUGGCGAAGGAGCAUCCUGACGGUUUGACUUCGUCUGAUUUCUUCGACAAUGGCACUGAGUUGAAGUUGAAAAUUACUAUCAACCCUGACACUGGUUCUGCUGUGUUUGACUUCGAUGGUACUGGAGCGGAGUGCUGGGGUAACAUCAAUUGCCCUAUCUCAGUCACGCAUUCCGCGGUUAUCUACAGUGUUCGGUGUCUUAUCGAUCUCGAAAUCCCCUUGAAUCAAGGAUGUCUUACACCUAUCGAGAUUCGUGUUCCUAAGGGAACAAUUCUCAACCCCACCCCAUCAGUUGCUAUUUGUGGAAGUACAACUGCCAGCCAACGCAUCAUCGAUGUCAUUCUUCGCGCCUUCAAGCGUGUUGCUGCGUUUCAAGGCUGUGCUAGUCCCUUUGGCUGGGGCAUGGGCGGCCGCAACCCAGCUACAGGUGAAAUCGAGCCUGGCUGGAAUUAUGGCGAGUCCAUUGGCGGCGGUGCCGGUGCCGGGCCUGGUUGGCAUGGUGAAUCUGCUGUGCAUGUUCACUCUACCAAUACGAAGAUCACAGAUGCCGAAAUAAUAGAGAAACGAACACAGGUCAUUGUCCGCCGGCAUGAAAUCAAUCGCGGAACUGGUGGCCGUGGCAAAUGGAAUGGAGGUGAUGGUAUCACUCGUGAGGUUGAAGCCAGAAUUCCCCUGAAAUCCAGCAUUUUGAGUGAGCGUAGAGUCUUCCCACCUUAUGGUAUGGAUGGUGGAGAGCCCGGGAGUGUCGGUAAAAACUACGUAUUCAGGUGGAAUGGCGAAGGUGGUAUGGACAAAAUCAACCUAGGGGGACAGGCGGUCGUAAAUCUUAGACCUGGUGAGAGAAUCCAGAUCAACACUCCAGGUGGAGGCGGCUGGGGCAAGCCGGACUCGUAA
Molecule: messenger RNA, 3783 nt
Organism: Phaeoacremonium minimum UCRPA7
Lineage: Eukaryota; Fungi; Ascomycota; Sordariomycetes; Togniniales; Togniniaceae
Product: putative 5- protein
Exons: 6
Coding region: 1-3783 (1260 amino acids)
Biological process (GO): glutathione metabolic process
Cellular component (GO): cytosol
Molecular function (GO): 5-oxoprolinase (ATP-hydrolyzing) activity
Source: RefSeq, a predicted model, not a curated record